Molecule: messenger RNA, 2253 nt
Organism: Hordeum vulgare subsp. vulgare (domesticated barley)
Lineage: Eukaryota; Viridiplantae; Streptophyta; Magnoliopsida; Poales; Poaceae
Product: protein RCC2-like
Exons: 17
Coding region: 92-1762 (556 amino acids)
Molecular function (GO): DNA binding
Source: RefSeq, a predicted model, not a curated record
AGUUUCAAACCCUCUUCUCCCCACUCGCUUCGGCAGUCCCCCGCUUCCGCCGCCACCGAAGCUAGGGUUUCCGGUCGGACCCGCCGCGAGGAUGCCGGCCAGCGCCGCCGGGUCCGCCGCGGAAGGGGAGGAGAAGGGGGCAGAGGCUGGGGGCAGGGAGUUGCUGUACUGCGGCACGGUGCGCUUCGACAUCAUGGGCCGGCCGUGGAAGGGAGGGCAGGAGGGCAGAGGCAACCUGGUGUCCCCGACGAGGCUGCGCCCUCUGGUGGGCGUGGACAUCCGCUUCGUCGCCUCCGGCUGCGCGGCAUGCCACUGUGUUGCUUUGAGCUCUGACGGCCGUUGCUUCUCAUGGGGUCGAAAUGAGAAUGGGCAGCUGGGGCAUGGGGACACUCUCUUGCGUAACCUGCCAACUGUUGUUUCUGAACUAUCAAAAUAUAACAUUAUUGCAGCAGGUGUUGGAAGAAAACACACAGUGGUCGUAACUGACCAAGGGAAGUCCUUUGCAUUUGGUGACAACAAACAUGGACAACUGGGGACCGGUUCACUGAAGAAGGGAACUGUGGUGUCGCCAGUCCCCUGCCUUGUUACUGAAGCGACUAAUGCUGUUUGUGGUGCUGACUUUACUGUCUGGCUGUCAACAGUCGAGGGCUCUUCAAUACUGACAGCAGGUCUUCCCCAGUAUGGCCAACUUGGUCAUGGAAGCGACAAUGAGUAUAAUGCCAAAGUUUCAUCGGUAAGUCUAGUGUACGAUCCCCAGCCCCACCCCAGGGCAAUAGCUGCAUUAUCUGGGAACACUGUUGUCAAAGUUGCAUGUGGAACAAAUCAUACAGUUGCAGUUGAUUCAAAUGGCUUUGUUUACACCUGGGGUUUUGGUGGAUAUGGAAGGUUGGGCCACAAUCAACAGAAGGAUGAAUGGCAACCACGCCUUGUUGAAAUGUUUCAAAAGAACAAUAUCCUGGGUCCCAAUGAUAUUAUCUCAGCUGGUUCUGCAAGUUCUGCCUGCACUGCUGGUGGUCGCGGGCAGCUGUAUAUGUGGGGAAAGGUGAAGACUAAAGGCGAUGAGUGGAUGUAUCCAAAGCCAGUUAUAGAUUUAAGCGGUUGGAACAUCCGCUGCAUGGCUUCUGGUAACAUGCACCACGCUGUUGGUGCAGAUGAUUCUUGCAUAAGUUGGGGUCAUUCUUUAUAUGGAGAGAAUGGUUAUGGUCCAACACAAAAGUCAUCUGGGAGUCCUAAAAAGGUUGACAUUCUUGAAGGAAUGCAUGUUACAAGUGUUGGUUGUGGAGUUGGGAUGUCUCUGAUUGUUGUUGACAGGGCAAAUGUUGGUGGUAAGCUUGACCAGCUGGAUACUUUUGAUGGUGAUGCUGAUGCUAUCUUUCAAGAGAACGCGAAAGAGCUCUACUUUCCUCCGCGCCGCAAACAUCCCGCAGUCGAUGAAACAGAAGAAGAGACACCGGAGGCGAAACAGGCCACGAAUUCACGGUCCAACAAGCGCAAGAAAGCCUUGGAACGUGCGGAACCAGAAGACGAGGACGAGACCGAAGAAGUGCCCAAGGAGGAGGCAGGCUCUGGCAGCCAUGACCGCGUGCGAUCUAUGAGAAGGGGCAGAGGCAGGGGAGCCAAGAUGGCGGCUCCGGAGUCAAUGCCGUCCGGUAGGGGCAGAGGCCGUCCCAAGAAGGGCAGCCCUGGCGCUGCACCUCCGGAAGCUGGAAGCUCUGGACGAGGUGGAAAGAAGAGUGGGAAGCGAGGGAGGCCUCGCAAGUGAUCGGCCAGAUGAACCUCGGGCUCGCCAACGAAUUUUUGGUCAGACUAGAUGGCAACGAGAGUGGUUGCUGGUCGUUGGUGCUGCCAUGCAAGGUAGUAGUACGACGUGCCGUGGGCCUGGCUAUCCCAACAAUAGUCAUGUAAUGUGGUUUUGAACUACCAACCUGAUGUACUUGUACUAGAUGACAAGGGCCAGGCAUGGACACUGUUGGCAAUGGCACGGGCGAUGAUGCCUUAACGACUGAUGAUGAUCUAUGGAUGAAUGAACUGAAAAAAAGAUAUAUCGAACCACGUAGAUCGGACGGCUGCGAGCGUGUAUAUCGAACGGCCGUCAAGGUGACGGAGGUUUCAUGUGGAUCAACCGAUAAACACAUGGUAGUUCCCAUAUGUUUAAUGUUCAGCCGAUGCGUCCUUUAGAGAAGAUGAUGUACAAUAUAUUUCACAUAUUGUAUGAAAUACCAUAUAUUGAAAGUCAAUGUAGAUUAUUAUUUC